Messenger RNA from Arabidopsis lyrata subsp. lyrata, 3046 nucleotides. RefSeq names its product 3-ketoacyl-CoA synthase 13. NCBI's taxonomy places the organism in Eukaryota, Viridiplantae, Streptophyta, Magnoliopsida, Brassicales, Brassicaceae. Gene Ontology annotation, biological process: fatty acid biosynthetic process. Gene Ontology annotation, cellular component: membrane. The record is from RefSeq and is a predicted model, not a curated record. The coding region runs from base 1392 to 2792 and encodes 466 amino acids. Gene Ontology annotation, molecular function: acyltransferase activity, transferring groups other than amino-acyl groups. The transcript has a single exon.
UGGAUCCCCUAGUUUGAGUUUUGGUUGAGAGGGUUUCUAAAUGAUUUUUAGAAAUACAUUAAUUUUGGUUCAGACUUCCUCAAUUUACCAUUAUUUUUAAUCUUUUUUUUAUAGGCUUCAAAUAGUACAACGAUACAAUCAAUGCACAACGAAACUAAUGAAACAUACGAAACAAAUAUAGUGGUAGAUACAUGUGAAUAUGUGAUAUAGAGUUUCUGUAUAGUUUCUAUAUAUAGAGUUUGUUUGGUUAGCUAUUUAAUUUGCAGAGAUCGAUCAUGGAGAAUCGACUUCGCUUUCAUUCUCUGGGAACCAUGUACAUAUUCAAACGAUUUAUCUUAAUCAAUAUAAUGACAUUCUGUGAAGAGAUAUUAAUCCAGGAGUUCCAGAUUUAUCGCAACUGCGUUUGGUGUUUUGAACUUUUGAAUAUGGAUGACAAGGAAAACAUAUAGAGUGUGGAUUUUCAUAAGCAUGGUAGCUAUUGGUGAGAAUGCAUGGCUUAUCAGAUUCUUUAGAGAAGCGAACGUUGUAUAGCAUUUAUUUGCAUAUCUAAUCUUUGUCAAUUACAAUGAGAGUUUGGAUACAACAACAUCCGGCUGCUAAAUAAUUGUGACUUUAUAUGUAUUUUUCAUAAAUUAAAUGGUCCAACCAACCCACAGAAAACGUACGAGUACACUGUCUCAAUAUUAGUUUCUCAUUGGCCCACUUCCAACUUGGCCAGCCACUGACCACUUCAACUACAAUUUAAAAUGAGCUGACAAAUCUCCAACCAAACACUGACCCGUAAUAAAUUCUAUCUAUCUUUAGAGACUAGUCCUUUCUUUUUUCUACUUUCCUCUUUUGGAUUCAUUAAUUAACUACACAAAUCAAUUUGAGGAAAAUCACAUGAUUCUAAUACACUUCUUUCAGGUAAAGUGUCAAAAGUUUCACACACUAUCAAUUCACAUACUCCAUGCGAAAUUAAUUUAUUAAUGCUUGAAAGUGUGUAACCGGUGCAUCCAUGCGAAACAAUCAUUACACAAAUAAUUGAUAUAGUACAUGUUUUGUAAUAAACAUGGUACCAAUUCGAAUAGUUAAAAUGUUUAAUUAGUGAAUUGAGAUAACUUUAAACUCGAUCGUGGUCAAAACUUUUUUGUAUGUUUCUUGUUUAAAAUGGUCGUAUUCAUGUUUCUUGUACGUAUAAAGUCACAAAAAGACGGCCAUUUUUUAAAAGUGCGUUCACCUAUUUGUACAAUUUGUGGUACGUAACGAUUUUUGUUUUAAUAAAACGAUAACCUUAAAACGCAGACCUUAUUUUCCGCGGCACAAACGCGCUUAACGCCAUCAUUCAUACCCUAAAUAUUGGUACGUUGCUUAUAAAUUAAAACCCCACCCAAUGACCAAUAUUUUCUCAUAUGUUCAUUGCAAUGGCAGAUUUCAAGCUUCUUUUGCUUAUACUCAUCCUUCUGUCUCUCUUUGAACUUGAUCUACUUCAUUUUCACCAUGACUUCUUCUCUUCUUUUUGGGUCAAGAUCGGUUUACUCAUGAUAUCCAUCUUCUUCUAUGCCUACUCAACCACCCGGUCUAAACCGGUUUACCUCGUGGAUUUCUCAUGUCACCAACCCACCGACUCAUGCAAAAUCUCAUCCGAAACGUUCUUCAACAUGGCCAAAGGCGCUCAACUCUACACCGAAGAAACAAUCCAAUUCAUGACGAGGAUACUAAACCGGUCCGGUUUAGGAGACGAUACGUACUCCCCACGUUGCAUGUUAACCUCUCCACCAACUCCAUCAAUGUACGAGGCGAGACAUGAAUCCGAAUUAGUAAUCUUCGGAGCUCUUAACUCACUAUUCAAGAAAACCGGAAUCGAACCGAGAGAAGUCGGAAUCUUCAUUGUAAACUGCAGCUUGUUUAACCCUAACCCAUCUCUCUCGUCCAUGAUUGUAAACCGGUACAAGCUCAAAACCGACGUCAAAACUUACAAUCUCUCCGGUAUGGGAUGCAGCGCCGGCGCAAUCUCCGUUGACCUCGCCACAAAUCUACUUAAGGCAAACCCGAAUACCUACGCAGUUAUUGUUAGCACGGAGAACAUGACUCUAAGCAUGUAUCGAGGCAACGACCGGUCAAUGUUAGUCCCUAACUGUCUAUUCCGAGUAGGUGGCGCUGCGGUUUUGCUCUCAAACCGGAGCCAGGACCGAUUCCGGUCUAAGUACGAAUUGACUCAUCUCGUAAGGACUCACAAAGGCUCUAGCGAUAAACAUUACACUUGUGCUGAACAAAAAGAAGAUAAUAAAGGUAUCGUUGGAGUCGCACUCUCUAAAGAACUAACGGUUGUUGCUGGUGACACGUUAAAGACGAAUCUAACAGCACUUGGUCCGCUUGUUUUGCCUUUAUCUGAAAAGCUCCGGUUUAUCAUCUUUAUGGUAAAGAGUAAGCUUUUCCGGUUAAAAGCUAGUCCAUAUGUUCCGGAUUUUAAACUAUGUUUCAAGCAUUUUUGUAUUCACGCUGGUGGUAGAGCGUUACUUGACGCGGUUGAAAAAGGUCUUGGACUUAGUGAGUUUGAUCUUGAGCCGUCUCGGAUGACUUUGCACCGCUUUGGAAACACCUCAAGCUCGUCUCUGUGGUACGAGCUGGCUUACGUGGAGGCUAAGUGUCGGGUAAAACGAGGAGAUCGGGUUUGGCAGUUGGCGUUCGGGUCGGGUUUUAAAUGUAAUAGUAUUGUGUGGAGAGCGUUGAGAACGAUUCCGGCGAACGAGUCAUUGGUGGGUAACCCGUGGGGUGACUCAGUUCAUAAGUAUCCAGUUCACGUGACCUAACUUUAAGUAAUAUACCACACGCGCGUGUGAAGUCACGUUACAAGUUAUCAUAAGUCAACAAUAUGUUAUAAAAGUGUAGCUAUUUUUGUUUUCUUUCCCCUCUUUUAUAGUUUUUAUCUACCCACAAAUAUGUAUUAGACGAAUAAUCGUUAAUAAUUUGCGACCUUUUUAUUUUGUUUGUUGUACAACAAUUUGGUACCUAUUAUCUUAUAACUUAUAAGAAUAUUAAACAUAAGAUCGAGGAUUUUAAUUUA